This is a messenger RNA of Equus quagga, 3121 nucleotides long. It is a transcript of the gene GRIPAP1, whose product is annotated as GRIP1 associated protein 1. The record is from RefSeq and is a predicted model, not a curated record. Gene Ontology annotation, biological process: regulation of recycling endosome localization within postsynapse; regulation of modification of synaptic structure; neurotransmitter receptor transport, endosome to postsynaptic membrane. The transcript has 24 exons. Gene Ontology annotation, cellular component: postsynaptic recycling endosome; glutamatergic synapse; extrinsic component of postsynaptic early endosome membrane. NCBI's taxonomy places the organism in Eukaryota, Metazoa, Chordata, Mammalia, Perissodactyla, Equidae. Bases 14 to 2653 code for a protein of 879 amino acids.
GGGGGGGAGGAACAUGGCGCAAGCUCUGUCUGAGGAGGAGUUUCAGCGGAUGCAGGCUCAGCUCCUGGAACUCCGGACAAACAACUACCAGCUUUCAGAUGAACUACGCAAGAAUGGUGUUGAACUCACCAGCCUUCGACAGAAGGUCGCCUACCUGGAUAAGGAGUUCAGCAAAGCUCAGAAGGCACUGAGCAAGAGCAAGAAAGCUCAGGAAGUCGAGGGGCUGUUGAGUGAAAAUGAGAUGCUACAGGCAAAGCUGCACAGCCAGGAGGAGGACUUCCGUUUGCAGAACAGCACGCUUAUGGCUGAGUUCAGCAAGCUCUGCAGCCAGAUGGAACAGCUGGAGCAGGAGAACCAGCGACUGAAGGAUGGGGCUGCCAGGGCAGGGGCUGUCCAAGCUGGGAGCCUUGUGGAUGGGGAGCUGCUAAGACUGCAGGCGGAGAACACAGCCUUGCAGAAGAACGUGGCAGCCCUGCAGGAGCGCUAUGGGAAAGAGGCCAGGAGGUCCCCACCUGCCAGUGAGGGCCAAGGGGACCCCCUGGGGGGCCCAGCCCCCGCUGUCCCGGCCCCCAUGCCGUUGGCAGAAGUGGAACUGAAAUGGGAAAUGGAGAAGGAGGAAAAGAGGUUGCUCUGGGAGCAACUGCAAGGCUUGGAGAGCUUGAAGCAGGCCGAAACGUCCAGGUUGCAGGAGGAACUUGCUAAGCUCUCCGAGAAACUGAAAAAGAAACAAGAAAGUUUUUGCCGUCUGCAGACAGAAAAGGAGACACUAUUCACUGACAGCCGGAACAAGAUUGAGGAGUUACAACAGCGGAAGGAAGCUGAUCUCAAAGCCCAGUUGGCUCGAACUCAGAAGCUGCAGCAGGAACUCGAGGCUGCCAAUCAAAGCUUGGCAGAGCUGAGGGAUCAGCAGCAGGGGGAGCGCCUGGAGCAUGCAGCAGCUCUGCGAGCCCUGCAAGAUCAGGUGUCCAUCCAGAAUGCAGGUGCACAGGAACAAGUGGAAGGACUUUUGGCUGAGAACAAUGCCCUGAGGACUAACCUGGCUGCCCUGGAGCAGAUCCAAACUUCAAAGACCCAAGAACUCAAUAUGCUCCGGGAACAGACUACUGGGCUGACGGCUGAGUUGCAGCAGCGGCAGACUGAGUAUGAGGACCUCAUGGGACAGAAAGAUGACCUCAACUCCCAGCUCCAGGAGUCAUUACGGGCCAAUAGUCGGCUGCUGGAACAGCUUCAAGAAAUUGGGCAGGAGAAGGAGCAGUUGACCCAGGAACUACAGGAGGCUCGGAAGAGUGCUGAGAAGCGGAAGGCCAUGCUGGAUGAGCUAGCGAUGGAGACGCUGCAGGAGAAGUCCCAGCACAAAGAGGAGCUGGGAGCAGUCCGACUACGGCAUGAGAAGGAGGUGCUGGGUGUGCGGGCCCGCUAUGAGCGUGAGCUCCGCGAGCUGCAUGAAGACAAGAAGCGGCAGGAGGAGGAGCUGCGGGGGCAGAUCCGCGAGGAGAAGGCCCGAUCACGGGAGCUGGAGACUCUCCAGCAGACGGUGGAAGAACUUCAAGCUCAGGUUCACUCUAUGGAUGGAGCUAAGGGCUGGUUUGAACGGCGCUUGAAGGAAGCCGAGGAAUCUCUGCAGCAGCAGCAGCAGGAACAAGAGGAAGCCCUCAAGCAGUGUCGGGAGCAGCACGCGGGCGAGCUGAAGAGCAAGGAGGAGGAGCUACAGAGGGUGCGGGACCAGCUCCAGCAGGCCCAGGAGGAGCAGGACUGCCACCUGAAGACCAUCAGCAGCCUGAAGCAGGAGGUGAAGGACACAGUGGAUGGGCAGCGAAUCCUGGAGAAGAAGGGCAGUGCCGCGCUCAAGGACCUCAAGCGGCAGCUGCACCUGGAGCGGAAACGGGCAGAUAAACUGCAGGAGCGGCUGCAGGACAUCCUCACCAACAGCAAGAGCCGCUCGGGCCUUGAGGAGCUGGUUCUCUCAGAGAUGAAUUCACCAAGCCGGACCCAGACUGGGGACAGCAGUAGCGUCUCCUCCUUCAGCUACCGGGAGAUCUUGCGGGAGAAGGAGAGCUCUACUGUUCCAGCCAGGUCCUUAUCCAGCAGCCCCCAGGCCCAGCCCCCGCGGCCAGCAGAGCUGUCAGAUGAGGAAGUGGCUGAGCUCUUUCAGCGCCUGGCAGAGACACAGCAGGAGAAAUGGAUGCUGGAGGAGAAGGUGAAGCACCUGGAGGUGAGCAGCGCCUCCAUGGCAGAGGACCUCUGCCGGAAGAGCGCCAUCAUUGAGACCUACGUCAUGGACAGCCGGAUCGGUCAGUGGCCCCUCCCCAGCCCUCAUGGCUCAUCCGGCCUCUCACCCGCUCCCUCCUUCCCCACUGUCCAGUGCUGCGGCUUCUCUCCUCUCCUCUUGAAACUCAGCAAAGUUACCGACAAGACCACAGCCCGCGGAGGGGAGAGCAGGGCAAGCCUGUGCCUGUGUGUCUUUCUCUCUGUUCUCUUAUCUCGGCUCCUCCCUCUCUCCGGGCCUCUGUUCUCUCUCCACUCUCCUAUCUCUAGCUGUCUCUCUGACCUCUGUUUGUCUCUUCCUCUUCUCUCUCAUUCCCUUCUCUCUUCUCCCUGUCUCUCCUUUCUGCCCCAUCCCCCUCCAUCUUGUCUCACUGUUCCUGCCUGUUGAUAUUGUUACAUUUCUCGAAAUUUUCAUUCUCUGUACAUGUAUCCCUUCUGGGGUCCUUAUCUCUUCCUCCCCUGUCUCCCUCCCCUCUCCCACCUUCUCUCCUCUUUCUUCCCCCCUCCCCCGGCUUUGGUUUCUUUACUCCUUUUUUUCAAACCUUCUCCUCUCUCUUGUUUCCUUAUUAAUUGGAAUAAUACCAACUGAGACAUGCUGCGGGUUGACUGUGUGUUCUGUGCUUCACAUGCAGUCGUACACGUGUCUCCAGCUCCAUGAAUUAGUUAUUAUCCUCAUUUCUCAGGGCCGCACAGCUAAUAAGUGACAGCCAGGUUUUACAUGGUAAAGCUUUUGCCCCCUACAUUACAUGGCUUCUUCCCGACUUUUCUUCCCCGCUCUCUGUUUCCCUCUUUUCUGCCCUGUCUCUCUCUGUCUCUCCUCCGGCUCUGCCGAGAGGGUGGUUCUCAGCCUGGGCCC